Molecule: messenger RNA, 3030 nt
Organism: Dinoponera quadriceps
Lineage: Eukaryota; Metazoa; Arthropoda; Insecta; Hymenoptera; Formicidae
Product: major facilitator superfamily domain-containing protein 6
Exons: 10
Coding region: 1276-2877 (533 amino acids)
Cellular component (GO): membrane
Molecular function (GO): transmembrane transporter activity
Source: RefSeq, a predicted model, not a curated record
UGCGCGAGUCGAGUCGCGGGUAAUGCGGGGUGCCUUUACAGUGCGGUAGAGCAGGAGGAGGUGGUGAGGCGCGGUAGUCGAUAAAGUGUUUUUUGAUUGAUAAAAAACUGAAGUUGUCUUUAUUACUUGACCGCCCGAUACAAUAUCUCGUACGUGUCCGACAGCGUGUCGGUACCCGAGAGUUGAAAGUUAGAGUUGCGCCUGCGCCGGUCUCACUUUUAUCCUUUUCCUACGUCUCAAUCAGGGGGGACGAUUUGGAUGUGUCAGCGCCACGUGAGUGUGGACGCUGACCGUCCCGAUUUUGAUAUUUCCUUUGCCAGAAUGCGGGGUUGCAUUUCCGCAAAACGACGUUUAGUCAUUCGAGCCGUGGCCUUCGUUUAUGAUCAUCGUUGUGCUUACAACAAUAUAUAUAACUUAUCCGGGCAAAAAUUUCAGAAAAAAAAUUUGGUAGUUAAUGGGUUAAGAGAAAGAGGUCCGUUACGCGCCCGACGUAAAUUUCUUGAUACGGCUCUGAACUUAUCCCUCCUCUGUGAUAUAAUAUCUUUUUUUCUAUAUUCCUAACCCUAUGUAAAGUACCAGUUGUGUCGCUACGUUCGGCUGUUUGCUUGAGUUCAUAGUCUAUUACAUACAUUAGAAUACAGCAGAAGCCAGUGUUUAGUAAGUGCUUAACGCCUACCAUUAUUGCCUGCUGAUCGGUGUACUGUUAGAGCCUUGAUAGAUCCAAAAUAGAGUGUGAGUAUCAAUCGGAGAGAUAAUCUUUAAGCGCUGAGACCUGCCGAACUGCCGCAGCUAUCGAGAGAGUGCGUGCGCUUGAAAAGAUCAGUCGGAACUCGACCUUCUUCGCGCAGGCGUGUUGGAAACUAAUGUCGUUCCGCCGAAUAAUUAACAUUCAUGCGAAGACCGCGCGACGUACAUACGUGACGUGUGAAUGAGCGGACGGGCGGACCGGCAUUUGUGCAAGCGAGGAAAGCCUGAAAAGACGAGGAAAAGUUGUCAGCUGAAGCUUCUGGGAAAUAUCGUGACGAUACGUGAACCGCAGCAUUUCGUGGGCGCCAUAUUGGAACUGUUUGAAAUUCAUACGAAUGAUACGUCGAAGUUCGAUAUAUCGUGAAACGAGCAAAGGACGUAUGAAAUAUUAGUCUGCAGUAUGGCGCCAAUUUAAAAAUUCUCACGAGAGGGCACAAAAUGACGGAUUGAAGGGGAGAGAGGGAGGAACAGUGAAAAAGAGAGGGAGCUUUUUUGACUCUAGUUUUUAUCUUCAUUUAGGCGUAAAUCAUGAAAAUUAAUCACAAACAGUUGCCUGUCAAGGCGCAUUAUUUCUUCUUCAUGGCGGCCAUGGGUCCGAUUUUGCCGUUUUUACCGGUUUACGGCAAACAAUUGGGGGUUUCCCCAUUAGUUAUGGGCAGCAUCACUGCAGGCUUGCCUAUUCUUUUCCUAAUCGCCAAGCCGGUCUUCGGUUUCAUCGUGGAUUACUUCCGCACUUGGAGGAAAUUGAUUUUUAUAAUAUUACUCGCCACCACAAGCAGCUGUUACGUUUUAAUGUACUUUUUACCCAUACUGCCGGGCCCGCUGCUGCCAGACCAUCACUUUCAGAACGUUUCCUGCGCAGCUUUAUCGCCCUGCGAUAUGAACGACCAUACCUCAGCAUUGGCAUUAUGUAACGGUACAAAAGACGCUACAUGCCAUUGGGUGUGUGAGGCUACCAAUUUUUCUAUGCGAGUGUCUUUUCAUAUAGCUAAAGGGGAAGCAAGCAUCUCGCCAAGUACAGCAUGUUCGUUAAAUACGAACGAAACGUCAUCGUCGUGCUCGAAAAGUACUAAUUGCGACGUUAUCUGCGACAAUUUCGACGACGAUCGUUGUCUGUACACGUCCAUCACUUUCUGGGGCUUUAUUCUCUUAAUGUCUCUUGGAAAUAUUGGCUUUAAUGUUUCCAACAGCAUAAGCGACGCGAUUUGCUUUGACGUGCUGGGCGAAGGCGGAGAAAUGGGAUAUGGUCGGCAACGAGUAUGGGGUACAAUUGGUUUCGGCAUCGCGGCAGCUCUCGCUGGCUACACGAUAGACCUGUGGUCGCAUGGAGACAUCUACAAGGUUUACACACCAGCGUUUCUUCUGGUGUUCGCGUUCACCUGCUUCGAUUUGAUUUGCUGUAAAAAACUGGAGCUGCCGCUUAUUUCAGGAUCGGCCAGCAUAUUAAAAGAUGUAUUCACGCUUUUGAAAUUAAAACCCAUCGCUAUAUUCCUAUGUUUCGCUACCCUCGCUGGCAUCUUUGACAGCUUUAUGAUUUACUUUUUAUUCUGGUACUUAGAAGAUCUUGCCAUGGAAACUGGUUAUAUGGGUGAAAUUAAAUUAAUCGAGGGUCUGACGAUAGCUGCGGAGACUUUAGGCGGCGAGAUAAUAUUCUUUUCUUUAUCUGGAAAAAUAUUGAAGAAAUUUGGAUAUGGUUACACUUUUACGUUUUGCUUCGUGUGUUACGCAUUGCGAUUGGGAUUGAUAUCACUGGCGCCGACGCCAUGGUGGGUACUUCCGGUGGAACUGGUCAUGCAAGGACCAUCGUACGCGCUCUGCUAUACGACGAUAGUGGCAUAUGCGAGUGUAGUCGCACCACCCGGCACGUCAGCCACUGUUCAAGGGAUCGUGGCAGGCAUGGAUGAUGGAUUUGGGUACGGAGUUGGCAGUUUGAUGGGAGGUAUAUUGUACAAGGAAGUUGGUGGUGCAAUAACGCUGAGAAUAUUCUCAACGCUCGCAGCAAUUUCUGCCUUAAUGUACUUUGUUCUUCACACUUUGUACUUAAAGCAUAAAACGCCAGAUACACGCAGCAAUGUUGAAUUUAAAAAGCCUAACGAUGCACGAGAGCACUGCGUUACUGCGGAAAUGUAAUUUUAUAUAUUUUGAUAUAGGAGUAAAGUGUAUGACGUAAGACAUAUUGCAAUCAGCGCAAUAAAAAUAUUCCUUAUGCUAAUGUAAACGCACAAUGUAAAUGUGCACAGUGACUAUAUGUUUUAUAUAUGUUAAUUUAAAGUAAACGAUAUA